ACGCGCCUACCCGAGCCGAGAGACUUCGCUUUGUCCGGAACAGGAGACAAGAGACUACAAGACACCUGUCAGAAGGCUGCAUAUCUUACACCAGCGUGCCCCGGGACUGCCAAUUCAACUGCCAUGGACGCACGGUCGCUAUAGCGGUCCACAUUUCUCUCGUGCUCUCGUCUUCAGCAGUCCUACCCUCUUCAUCUGCAUGUCUACUCCGCUGGGUCAACUCGCAGGUCUUCCCUUAGAAAUAAUGCACUCCAUCAACGAAAAAGACACUACUUACACCAAAAUAUUCGUCGGUGGACUACCUUACCAUACGAACGACGCUUCGCUUAGGAAAUAUUUUGAGACUUUUGGAGAUAUUGACGAAGCAGUGGUUAUAACAGACAAGCAGACGGGCAAGUCCAGAGGAUAUGGAUUUGUGACCAUGGUGGACAGAGGAGCAGCAGAGCGAGCCUGCAAAGAUGCAAACCCAAUCAUUGAUGGAAGAAAAGCCAAUGUGAACCUGGCCUACCUGGGAGCCAAACCACGAGCUCCACAGACAACAGGUCUCUCUGUUGGAGUGCAGCAGAUUCAUCCUUCGUGGGCUCAAAGACAAUACGGGCUGGCGCAGCAUUACCUGUACCCUCAGACCUUCGUCCAGCCCAGCCUCCUGCUCCAGUCCCCCCUGAGCUCCGUGCCCGCUCUCACCCCUCAGUACCUGGACUACUCAUCUGUCUACGCCCCCUACGUCCAGACGGCGGUAGACCAGUACCCCUACACGCCCUCUCCGUCGCCCUCUGCCGGUGGAUACCUUAGCUACGCUCUCUCCCCCGGGACCUCCGCCACUGCCCUCACUGCCCCCACGAACACCCCGAACGCCCUGCACCCUUCUCUGGCUGCGCUCGCUACGAUGUCUGCCCCCCCAGCCGCUUUCCUUCACUACCCCGUGCAUCAGCCGGAUCGCUUGCAGUAAAUGGAAGAACUUGAUGAUUUUUUUUAAAUGGAAAAAAGGAAAAAAAAAAAAAAGAACUGAUGCAACCUGUGACAUCAACUGAACGAGACAGUACAAGGAGGAGUGUGAUGCAUUCAAAGGGCUUCUCAUGUGCACUCUGAAUCUUUAUAAUGUCAAUGUUAAAAUACUUCAUGAAACUAUUAUGUUAUUUUCUGAAUGUGGUGCAAAGUGGUAGAGAUAUGACAUUUUAUUCUUUAUCCUUUUUCUGAAAUGAAACAUGUUAUGCUAAUUUAAGAUAUUAGAGAUUUUUUAUUCAUUCAUAUACAUGGACUUGUGGAAAAUAUGACAUAAACAACUGAAACUUGGAAGGGGCACUUGUUGGUUUGCCUGGAAAGUUUCACAGUAUGGCAUUAAACUUUUUUAUUCAAUUACCAUGUUGCAGGGAAUUAUAGGCCCAAACGUAAGCAAGGUUGUCUCUCCAUAAAUCUGACAUCCUGCUUGUCUCCUUGGAGAUCGAUAAGUUUAAUGCCAAAAUGGGGAACAUUCUGGGCAAAGCAGUAUUAUCUCCAUGGUGACAAAUAGGCAAAAAAGUUACCUAGUGCACCUUUAAAGUUACAAAGCAAUUAUUCAAAACAAAAAUCACAUAAAUGGCGCAAUUGCAAUGAGUACAUCCCUUUAAGUGAACUGUCUAUGGACUAUGAGACUUCGCCGUGUCCCUGUUUACUUGGUUGUUCUUUUUGACCGUUCAAAUCAAAUGAACGGUUAUAUUUAUUGUACUAUUAUUUCUGUCUUUUAUUCUGAGCUGGCAGGCUAUUACAGUACAAUGAUAAUCACAACGUAACUAAAUAUGCAAUUGUAAUGAAUAAUGCGGACUGAACCGGCUGAGGUAGACAGCACUGGUAUAUUCAUGUUUUAGUAAGUGUUUUAAUUAGUGUUUCAGCAUUAUUUUUGUUCCAUAACAGCUCAUAAUGCAAUGUAAUGAAUGCCUUUGGGUUUAACACUGCAUUGGAAAUUAUCCGGCUGCACAAAAAAGUCCAAAAAUGAUUGUUACUGCCAUAUGUCAAGAAACUAAACAUAUCAAAAUAUCAGCUGUUUAGGUACAUGUUUUAAUUACAGAGACAGAGGUGGAAAUAUGUUAAAUACGUAAUUAUUUAAUAUUUUAAAUGCCAAGUAGUUUUAUUUAAAAUACAGCCCUACAGUUAUGAUUCUUGCAUAAUUUGGUGUGUAAUGUAAGCUAUAUACUUACAGGUUCAAAAAGGAGUUGACAGAAGUAAACUUAAUUUAUUUGAGUCACUGUGUCAAAAGUUACAUUAUAAAUUGCUCAAAUUAUCAAACAGUGUUUUUUCUGACACUGUGCCCCCCUAUGGUAAAUGCAUAGAAAUGUACACUCAAAAAUAUGAGAUGACUUUGAAGAUGCACUAUGAAUCUUUUCUGAUGGGGUCUGCCCUCUGUUUAUCUCUAAGGAGAUGGUAUGGCUUUGCCUGGAAUGUUCCGCAGUAGGGAAUUUAACAGUUGUUUUUAUUUAAGGGAAAUAUAUAAAUUUUUACUGAAGGGGGCACGUCUCCACUAACCUGAUCUGUAACUUGGCCCGAUGGUGUUACCUACACGUCUCCUUAGCCACGAGUUUAAUGCCAUACUGUAGAACAUCUCUGUGGAGACAAGCAAAUGCUGUAACUUCUCUCAGAAAAGUUUAUGUGCCACCUUUUACAAGUGGAAUAUGUUGUGUUUUCUAUUUAAUUAUUUUAUGUUGAUCCAAAGCAAAUAUUUUAAGCAAAUCUUCAAAUAUCCAGAUUCAAAGAACAGGAAAUCUUUAAUUUAAAAAUGUUCAAUCAUUUAUUACAUUUCAUCAGAUGAAACAUGUAGUGUAGAUGGACUUGUACGCUGUAUUGACUUAGUGCUGUGUUUAGUGUGGACUGUGUGAAUGAAACAGAGUGCAGUGUACAGCAGUGUCAGGCCCUUUGUCCUUUGUUUCUCCAGCUGCAGAAAUACAACCAUUCAUUACAUUGAACUGUCAGAGUCACUGCCCAAAGCCAUCCGAGAGCCAUGUGUACAACCAAUAUGCAAAAUAAAAUCACUUCUUUUUAAAAACACUGGAAA
This is a messenger RNA of Boleophthalmus pectinirostris (great blue-spotted mudskipper), 3025 nucleotides long. It is a transcript of the gene rbm38, whose product is annotated as RNA binding motif protein 38. Lineage: Eukaryota; Metazoa; Chordata; Actinopteri; Gobiiformes; Gobiidae. The coding region runs from base 200 to 949 and encodes 249 amino acids. Gene Ontology annotation, molecular function: RNA binding. The record is from RefSeq and is a predicted model, not a curated record. The transcript is spliced from 4 exons.